This is a messenger RNA of Brienomyrus brachyistius, 3139 nucleotides long. Its product is annotated as cationic amino acid transporter 2 family protein. The transcript is spliced from 13 exons. Gene Ontology annotation, molecular function: amino acid transmembrane transporter activity. The record is from RefSeq and is a predicted model, not a curated record. Bases 184 to 1998 code for a protein of 604 amino acids. NCBI's taxonomy places the organism in Eukaryota, Metazoa, Chordata, Actinopteri, Osteoglossiformes, Mormyridae. Gene Ontology annotation, biological process: transmembrane transport; amino acid transport. Gene Ontology annotation, cellular component: plasma membrane.
CUGAGGGCCACUUAUUUCUGCCCUUAUGUCCUUUUAAGAGUAACCGAGCUGUGGCAGUUCUGGCUACCAUUAGAAGCUCUACAACUGGUUUAAAGGAGAAAAACUAAUUUACCUUUCACUGAUAUAUUCUUCAACACACUCGUGAGGCAGAGUGCUGUAUGUGGUACGUUGAAAAUUUAAAGGAUGGCGUGUGCCAAGGUGCUGUCUUUUUUUGGGCAACUCAGCCGCAGGAAGCCCCUCGAGCCGGAGGGAGAAAAGUCCGACUUUCGCCGCUGCCUCGUCACGCUUGACCUGGUGGCGCUGGGGGUGGGCAGCACUCUUGGAGCCGGGGUGUACGUGCUGUCGGGGGAAGUGGCUCGCACGGUCGCCGGACCCAGUAUUAUCAUCUGCUUCUUCAUUGCCGCUGUCGCGUCCGUCUUCGCUGGACUGUGCUACGCUGAAUUCGGCUCCCGGGUGCCCAAGACAGGCUCUGCCUACCUCUACAGCUACGUGACUGUAGGGGAGGUGUGGGCCUUUGUCACGGGAUGGAACCUGCUUCUCUCCUAUGUCAUAGGUACAUCGAGCGUCGCUAGGGCGUGGAGCUCCACGUUUGAUGACCUUCUUGGAAAUGUCAUUGCAAAUUACUUCAGCAAACAUGCUGCCAUGGAUUUGCCUGGGCUUGCUCCCUAUCCAGACUUCUUCUCUGCGGGUCUCAUUGUACUUCUUGCAAGUCUGCUAGCAUUCGGUGUUAAGGAAUCUACAACUGUCAAUAAGAUCUUCACAGCUGUUAACAUAGUAGUGCUGGUCUUUGUUAUCAUCUCUGGCUUCAUCAAAGGCAACUUAGCCAACUGGGAUAUCAGUGAGGAAACCAUCCUAAAUGCUACUAUGGAAGCUAAAAACCUGUCCUCUACGGUGAAUCUGACGACUGAAUAUGGAGUUGGGGGAUUCUUCCCAUAUGGCUUUGAGGGGACAUUGGCAGGAGCUGCCACUUGUUUUUAUGCUUUUGUUGGGUUUGAUUGCAUUGCUACCACAGGUGAGGAAGUAAAGAACCCCCAGAAGUCCAUCCCAGUGGGGAUAGUCACCUCGCUGCUGAUCUGCUUCCUGGCUUACUUUGGAGUGUCAGCAGCCCUGACCCUGAUGCAGCCUUACUAUGAGCUCAGCGUUCACAGUCCCCUGCCUGUUGCCUUUACGUACAUCGGCUGGGGACCCGCAAAGUAUGCAGUAGCCGUGGGGUCUCUGUGUGCCCUCUCCACCAGCCUGCUGGGGUCCAUGUUCCCCAUGCCUCGGGUCCUGUUUGCUAUGGCAAGAGAUGGACUCCUGUUUAAAUCACUAAGCAAGGUCAGCUCCCGCCAGAGUCCUGUUGUAGCCACGCUUGCAUCUGGUGUUGUGGCAGCGAUCAUGGCCUUAUUGUUUGACCUAAAAGCACUAGUUGACAUGAUGUCAAUUGGAACUCUGUUUGCUUACACGCUUGUGGCAAUUUGUAUUCUCAUUCUUCGGUAUCAGCCAGAUCAAUCUAAAGACUCUAAGGAUACAGAUAAAUGGGAUUCAAGCUCCAAGUUUACAUUUUUAAAGCCACCACCAUUACCCACCGCAAAAACCUCCUUAAUUGUAUCAAGCUGUAUGGUCUUAAUUGUUGCCCUUGUCAUUUCUCUCAGUGUUAUAUUAACCAAAGCAAUCGACUCCUUGUUGAACAAAGAGAUUUGGAGUAUAGUGCUUGUUGCAUUAAUUAUACUAAUCCUGCUGCUUGCUGUUAUCCUUAUCUGGAUACAACCACAAAGUCCAACCAAGGCCGCAUUUAUGGUCCCAUUCUUACCAGUCCUUCCUGUGUUGAGCGUCUUCAUCAAUAUUUACCUUAUGGUGCAGCUGGGAGGUGAUACCUGGAUUCGCUACGCCAUCUGGAUGGCAGUAGGGCUACUCAUCUACUUUGGUUACGGGGUCCGUCACAGUGUACAGAAGCAGCGGCUGCUGAAAGCACAGGACCAGGCCGCUGUUCAGGUCCAUGCUCAGACAAAACUAUAGCCUGGGGAAGUGCUGCCGAAGAGGGGAAAGGAGCAAAGUACAGAUUCCCACUCUCUACUUCCUGGUAGCAGGUUAUAUAAUAACCCGUAUGCAUUUUUCUGGAAGUUUUUUGUAUUUGGCAUAUAUUAAUGAAUAUAUUUUAUUGUUAAAUGUUUUUGGAAUGUAAUACAUGUGAGGUGUACAUGUGAAAAAUGUUAAUCACUUUACACACCUCAAAUCUUGUAUUGGUUUAACAAAACAUCAUUUAAAGCAUACUUUAAAAAGGAUCGUACAAUUAUGCUUUAUGGAGACGUAGGUGUGAAAGAAUUUCCAUUUAUUUUUUAUUUCUUUUUUUACAUACUUGUCAUUAUAACUUAUUGCAAUAUGCAAUAAAACACGUACUAUACAGAAAAAACGUAUUCUGCAGUACAAUGCAUUGUUUCCAAUGAAUUCAGUUUUUGCUGGUAUCAAUGGACAAUGUGACAUCCCUGGUGGAAGACAUGUACUGAAGUACAUUUCAGGAAAGUGCACGUUUUCAAAAAAAAGUGUUUUUUUAAUGUACACAUUUUAUUUACACUACAGUGUGUACUAAAUACACUGUUUUGGAACAACUUAUUUGAAUGUAAGUAUAUUUAAGUUGUGCUUUAUUUAAAUAUGAAUUAAGUACAUUAAAUGCUAUUUUACUAUGCUAUUUUGGGACACUUGCAUUAAAAUACAAUUAAACAUGUACUUCAGAAUAAGUGUAGUUGUAGUACACUUUCGAAAUUCUGUUUUAAUGUGUUAAAGGUAUAUAUAUAUAUAUAUAUAUACACAAAUAUAUUUAACUACAACUUGUGUCUAUAUUAUAUUUAAAGGUCACUGAAAGACAUAUAAAAAUGCACUCAUGUAUCACUUAUGGAAGACUGAAAUAUAUGUUAUUGAUCUUACAAAGUGUAUUUCUAAGAAAUGUUUUCCAAACGUACUUUUGUAAGUGUUUUUCUAAUAGUACUUCAGUACACUAAAAGACAUAAAUGGUAUGUUGAUAUAUAAUCACGGUACACUUAAUGCUCAAUUCCAUGGUAUUUCGUUGUCGAAAUUAAGGAAAAAUGUAACUAAAUACACUGUUGCCUGAAGGCCACCUUUUCAACCUGUUUUUCUUCAAAUAAAACGCAUUACAAACGCA